Aricia agestis (brown argus) is the source of this 3038-nucleotide messenger RNA. Its product is annotated as SID1 transmembrane family member 1-like. Bases 150 to 2579 code for a protein of 809 amino acids. The record is from RefSeq and is a predicted model, not a curated record. Gene Ontology annotation, cellular component: membrane. Lineage: Eukaryota; Metazoa; Arthropoda; Insecta; Lepidoptera; Lycaenidae. The transcript has 14 exons.
AGCAAACUAUUUGCUCCAAUACUUUGUAAUUUUAUUUAAAUUAGAUUACUCAUGUAUAUAAAUGUUUUCGUUCAAAACAGUGUUAAAAUGUCUAAAAAGUAAAGCAUUUGUUGUUCUUUGUCAAAGUUAAUUUAGAAUAAAAGGUCAUAAUGCUUUUCUGGAUUUUGUGUUUGUGUGGGACACUUGCUGCUUGCCAACAAAGUGAUGAAAUAAUUUUUAAUUUCAAUAACACAUACAAGUACAAUGUACAAUACAUCGUAGAAGUGAGCAGAAAUGUGGAGUACAUCAUGGAGUUUGAUGGGGAGUACGGCGCGUUGGACACGCCGGCGCGCGUCACGGUGGCCAGCGACCGCGCCAACCGAUCCUACCCCGUCUUCAUCACCGCCAAGCAGGAGAAGGGCGUGUUCGCGUGGCAGCUGCCGCUGGUCGUGGAGGCGGGCGGCGACAUGCACGAGUUCUCCAACGUCUCGCGCACGCUCUGCCCACACAACAACCUCUUCGCCCGGGACGAGCACUCCUGCGAGUUGUCGUCGGGCAGCGCGGCGACGGUGCACGUGUCGUCGUCGUCGCCGACGCCGGUGUCGGUGGCGGUGCGGCUGGAGACCGUCGCCGACUUCUACGUGCGCCUGGACACGCCCCUCAACGUCACCGUCACGCCCAGCCAGCCCCAGUACUACUUCUACCCCUUCGACCAGGGCCCCGACGCACGGCUCGACCUGGACGUGGAGGCGGCGAACAAGCGCAUGUUCUGCUCGGGGUCCCCGCCCCGCGCCCCGCUCCCCGCCCCGCCCCGCGCCGGCUGGCCGGAGCGCUCCCGCAGCGUCAUCGUCACUAUAGACUCCGACGACGACAUCUGCGCCGUCGUCUCCAUACAGAACUACUCGUGUCCGGUGUUCGACAACGAGCGCGACAUCCUGUACGACGGCUACUACCUCACCAUGACGCGCCGCGGCGGCAUCACGCUCACGCAAGAGACGUUCCCGCUGGGUUUCUACGUGGUGUUCAUCGCGAAGUCGUCGGACGAGGCCUGCACCGGCAACUCCACCGAGCCACUCGCGCCCGCCGCACCCAGGCUCAAGACCUUCAGGCUGAAGGUGAUCGAGACGAUAUCGUACGUGGAGUACGCGCGGGGCGCGGGCGCGGCGCUCGGCUUCUUCCUCGCCUUCUACGUGGUGUGGUUCGCCGGCGUGCUGCUGCAGCGCCGCUGCCGCAGCACACGUGAAGACGGUGGCAGCACGGUGCUGGUGGAGGACGGGCGCACGCCGCCCUCCGCGCGCCGCCGCCGCGUCGUCAACGACGGCAGCUCCAGCACACGCGCACCGAGCUCGUGCUCGGACACGGAGUCGGAGGCGGGUGGCGGCGCUGGCGCGGGUGCGGGGUCGGGGGUGGGGAUGGGGGGCGGCGCGCUGCGGCUGGCGAGCCUGGCGCGGUCGCGGACGCGCGUGCUGGCGGCGCGCUCGCGGCUCUACCUGUGGACGGUGCUGACGGUGGCGGUGUUCUACACGCUGCCGGUGGCGCAGCUGGUGCUCACCUACCAGCGCCUGCUCGACCGCUCCGGCGACCAGGACCUGUGCUACUUCAACUUCCUGUGCGCGCACCCGCUAGGCCCGCUCACCGACUUCAACCACGUGUUCAGCAACGUCGGCUACGUGCUGCUCGGCGCGCUGUUCCUGCUGCAGGUGCGGCGGCGCGGCGCGGGGCGGCCGGGACGCGGCAUCCCGCAGCACCGCGGGCUGCUGUACGCGAUGGGCGCGGCGCUGGCGGCGGAGGGGCUGCUGUCGGCGGCGUACCACGUCUGCCCCAAUAGCAUGAACUUCCAGUUCGACACGUCGUUCAUGUACGUGACGGCGGCGCUGGGCAUGGUGCGGCUGUACCAGGCGCGCCACCCCGACAUCAACGCGCGCGCGCACGCCACCUUCGCCGUGCUGGCGCUGGUGAUCGCGCUGGGCGUGGCCGGCGUGCUCACCGCCACGCCCCUCUUCUGGGCGCUAUUCACGGCGCUGCACCUGCUCACCUGCCUCGUGCUCACCUUCCAGAUCUACUACCUCGGCCGCUUCCGCCUCGAGAAGCAGUUGGUGUGGCGCGUCUGGGGUGCGGUGCGGCGCGGCGGGUUGGCGGCGGCGGCGCCCACGCACUGCGGCCGCUGCGUCAUGCUGCUACUCGCCAACAUCGCCAACUGGGCCAUCGCCGCAUACGGGCUGACGAGCGACGGGCGCGACUUCGCGUCGCACCUGCUGCUGGUGAUGCUGGGCAACCUGUUCCUGUACACGCUGUUCUACAUCGCCAUGAAGCUGCUGACGGGCGAGCGGCCGCGCGCCCACAGCUGGGCGUGGGUCGCCGCCGCGCACGCCGCCUGGGCCGCCGCCGCCUACUUCUACCUCGACCUCAACACCAACUGGGCGCUGACGCCGGCGGAGUCCCGGCGCGAGAACCGCGCGUGCUCGCUGCUGCGGCUGUACGAUGCGCACGACGCCUGGCACUUCCUGUCCGCCACCGCCAUGUUCUGCUCCUUCAACAUGUACCUCACGCUCGACGACAACCUCGCCGACGUGCCGCGCGACGCCAUCGCCGUCUUCUAGCCGCCCCGCACCGUCUACCGUGUACACCGCUGCGACCCCCCGUACCCCGCGCUCGCCCCGAGCGCUCAGUAGACAGUAGCGUCCGAGUGACGUCGCUCCCCGAGGUGCAGUUGAAAAGUACGGGUUGUAGCAUUCUGAAUUCUACAUAAUGACUGCGGUUGAAUUUGUUAAAUGAUAAGAAAUCAUUUGAUUCUGACAGGAUUAGUAAAUUACAAUGUUCUAGUAGCGCGCUAGCUCCGUGUUGUGACGUAGUGAACGAACGAGGAUAAGCGUUCUAAAAUACGUACUACCCACAGCUGUGUUUUGGGCGGUGGAGGGGUGUGUAUUUUCUGAAAGUUUGUCCAUGUAUCAGGGUGCUAAGGGUCGGUUACCUCACUCAUGAAUAUGAUCUUCAGGGUUCAUGAUAGUUUGUUUUUUUUUUCUAUUUAAAAAAUAUAUAAACGACGACGUUAAUAUAAA